AUGGGCAGCGUGCGAACCAACCGCUACAGCAUCGUGUCUUCGGAGGAGGACGGCAUGAAGCUGUCCACCAUGGCCGUGGCCAACGGCUUCGGCAACGGCAAGGGCAAGGUCCACACCCGGCAGCAGUGCCGGAGCCGCUUCGUCAAGAAGGACGGGCACUGCAACGUCCAGUUCAUCAACGUGGGCGAGAAGGGGCAGCGCUACCUGGCCGAUAUCUUCACCACGUGCGUGGACAUCCGCUGGAGGUGGAUGCUGGUGAUCUUCUGCCUGACUUUCAUCCUCUCCUGGCUUUUUUUUGGCUGUGUGUUUUGGUUGAUUGCGCUGUUGCACGGGGAUCUGGAGAACCAAGAGAACAGCAAGCCUUGCGUGUCUCAGGUGAGCAGCUUCACCGCAGCCUUCCUGUUCUCCAUCGAGACCCAGACCACGAUCGGCUACGGCUUCAGGUGUGUCACCGACGAGUGUCCCAUCGCCGUGUUCAUGGUGGUUUUCCAGUCCAUCGUGGGCUGCAUCAUUGAUGCCUUCAUCAUUGGUGCCGUCAUGGCAAAGAUGGCGAAGCCAAAAAAGAGGAACGAAACUCUGGUCUUCAGCCACAAUGCCGUGGUGGCCAUGAGGGACGGGAAGCUGUGCCUGAUGUGGCGCGUGGGGAACCUGAGGAAAAGCCACCUGGUGGAGGCGCACGUGCGGGCGCAGCUCCUGAAAUCCAGGAUCACGUCGGAAGGGGAGUACAUCCCCCUGGAUCAAAUCGACAUCAACGUGGGCUUCGACAGCGGCAUCGACCGCAUCUUCCUGGUCUCCCCCAUUACAAUAGUGCACGAGAUAGACGAGGACAGCCCUCUGUAUGACCUGAGCAAACAGGACAUGGACAAUGCUGACUUUGAGAUCGUCGUCAUCUUGGAGGGCAUGGUGGAGGCCACCGCCAUGACCACCCAGUGCCGUAGCUCAUAUCUGGCCAACGAGAUCCUCUGGGGGCACCGCUACGAGCCCGUGCUCUUCGAAGAGAAGAACUACUACAAAGUGGACUACUCGAGGUUCCACAAAACGUACGAAGUGCCCAACACACCCAUCUGCAGUGCCAGGGACUUAGCGGAGAAGAAAUACAUCCUCUCCAACGCCAACUCCUUCUGCUACGAGAACGAGGUGGCCCUCAGCAGCAAGGAGGAGGACGAGAUCGACACGGGGGUGCCUGAGAGCAUGAGCACGGACACCCACCCGGACAUGGAGCACCACAACCAGGCGGGGGUGCCCCUGGAGCCGCGGCCGCUGCGGCGGGAGUCGGAGAUAUGACUGGCGGGCUCUGCCUCUCCCGCGUGGCUGGAAGGCAAAAUCCCCACCGUGUCCGUCGGGCAAGGGCUCGUUGACCUGAGAAGUUGGCCCGAAAGAGUUUGCAGACAACGGUACUGUGGAAGAGUGGCGUGAAGGCAGCAGACCCGAGGAACCCAGGCUGGUUUUAGGGCUGUCCUCAGAGGAGGGACGACAGGAAAUGAACUCUAAACACAAAGCACUAAACAUGUCUAAGUAUGAACA
Messenger RNA from Vidua macroura (Pin-tailed whydah), 1524 nucleotides. RefSeq names its product potassium inwardly rectifying channel subfamily J member 2 (gene KCNJ2). NCBI's taxonomy places the organism in Eukaryota, Metazoa, Chordata, Aves, Passeriformes, Viduidae. Gene Ontology annotation, molecular function: inward rectifier potassium channel activity. The transcript has a single exon. The record is from RefSeq and is a predicted model, not a curated record. Bases 1 to 1284 code for a protein of 427 amino acids. Gene Ontology annotation, biological process: potassium ion import across plasma membrane; regulation of monoatomic ion transmembrane transport. Gene Ontology annotation, cellular component: plasma membrane.